CACUUCCCCAGCGCCAGUCUCCGGCCGGGCUAGACACGGUUUGUCCACUUCGAAGCGCUACAACUAUCUUUCGGAAGUUUUCCCGGCUUUUUUUCCCGCUUCCCCAAUUGUCGAAGACCUCUCGAAAGUCCCGCGAAAGUCCUUGUGCGAAAGCGGAAGGUGCUGUGAGUGGUACUCUUAUUCAUAUUGGAGACAACAAAUCACAUUACUUUUAUCUAGGACAGUGUGAAAACAACAGAAAAGUGCAUUCAUGUGAGGUGGUGCGAAUUUCAUGAGGAUUUAGCUAAGGAACUCGGCACUGCUGAGAGAGAGAAAGAAGUUCCACCAUGCGGGAGAGGAGAUGGCUCCUACUUAUUUUGUAUGGUAUUCUGUUAGCCACAGCAGUUUCGGGAGCAUUGAAGGCCUCAAGACCGAAAUUCAAAAUUGCCACAACAUCGACAACAACGUCAACCGAAGAGCCUCGAGCAGAAGAUAACGAAGGUGACGAACUUGAGGAUCCAACGUCACUAUCAAAUGAAGGAAAUGGUACCACAGGCCACACCUUAACGGGAAUUCCCCAAAUCGACUACAUCUGGGAUCCAAAUUUACCACGUGAAUUAAAUGGGUAUAAUCUCAGUGAAUAUCCAUUUUACAACAGCAUGCCAGAGGACAUCGAUUUUAAAUGCGAUGGACUUCAUGAUGGAUUUUACGCUAGUGUUCCUCAUAAAUGCCAGGUCUACCAUCACUGUCUAUACGGCACUCGAUAUGAUUUCCUCUGUGCGAACUUCACCGCCUUCGACCAAAAAACCUUUAUUUGCCACUUCGUAUCUGAAGUAGACUGCGUAAACUCGAAGAAAUACUGGCACAGAAAUGAUGCUCUUUAUCAAGCAGCGACGACGACCACUUCCUCCACCACCACUACAACGACCACAACAACCUUACCACCGCCGACCGCAACAUCCUUAGGUCGUGCCGCAUCUCGAGAUAGGGAACCUGGAAGAAGAAGAAGACCUUUCAGAAGGCGUCCGGCCUACGAUUAUUAUGAGGAUUAUUACGAUGAAGAGUAUGAUCGAGGUAGGCCUCGUGGAUAUGAUAGAAGAGAAUAUGAUGAUUAUGAGGACAGAAAGUACAGACGGGAUAGAGAGAGGGAUCGAGAUUAUCGGGAUAGAGACUUGGCUCGACCUAGGGAUCCGGUACGACCAAGGGAACCAGAUAUACCUUUAAGGGAUGAGAGGGAGAAGGACAGUGAGAAAACUCCCAGAGAGAGAUUUCCAGCGAGACCUAAUAGGAGGAAUCCGUUGAUGGGUGGAAAAGAUCCUGUGGAAGAAAAUCCUAGGAUUAGGAACAGAGACCAUGACAGUGCGCCGAGAAGCAAGGAUAUAGAGGAUGCAGAAUUGGAUGAACGCAGGGGUUUGGAUUCAAGGACUAAAGAUGAGGAUGAUGAUCGAUAUUCCGACAAGAGGUUCAAAGACGAUUACGAAGAUAAAGAUACAGGUCCGACGGCUACUGCGUCCAAUGGAAAUACAGAGGGACUUGUAAAACCCGCUGCGCCAAGUAGUUCAGUUUACGCAAGGCCACGGGCACCCCCGAAAAUCCGUAGACCAGUUCCACUUGCUGAACAGGACCGAUUCGCCUACAAGGUCACCUCCACCCAACCGGCCAUAGAGGAGGGCCGGAGAAGGCCAGUUGAUCCUCCCCUGGUAGAUGACUAUUAUGAUGAUGAACUUGAGGAUAUCAGACCUCGCCGACCUAUUAGGAGGAGGCCUGCAAUUAGGGAACGUGAUAGAAAUUUCUACGAAACGAGAGAUAGAGAUCUAGAACGUCCCUACAGAACGAGGUACCGUGACGAGGAGGAUGACGUGCGACUGAGGAAGCACCCUGAACGCCCCAGGGAUCGUUAUUACGACCGAGAACGAGGACUAGAGCGUGGCCGAGAUCGAUCACUGGAUCGUGGGAAGGACAGAAAUCCGGAAAAAGUGGCAGAGCGUGAGAAAGAACGAACAAUCAACCGGUCUCAGGAAUCGGAAAGACCAAACCUGGCUCGACCAUCAAAUCGUGAAAGGGAAUUUGAUCGCUUCAAGUCAAGGACAAAAGACCCGCAGGAAUCAAUCGAGCCCACGCAACGUACUAACAUAUACGACAGAACCACCACUUCUACAACUACCACAACCAGCACAACCACAAGCACCCCAAGUUCUCCAAAGCCAAUCAAGGAGCAAGGUAACUACGAAUACCCUGCAGUUCAUCAAGAGCAUUCUAGAACUUCAAAAUAUAAAUCUACUCACGUUACUGAAGCAGAGGAAUCUACUACUAGAGAUUUGCCUGAAAAAUACUGGAGACCUACGCAAAAGCCAGAUCUUCUAGAGAAAGAAGAGGAAGAUGAAUAUGAAGCAGAGUACUAUGAUGAAGAGGAACCAGUGACAACUUCGCCACCAAGGACAGCCAUUAGGAUCGUAAAAAGACCUUUCCUUCCUUCAAGAGGUGGAAAUCCCAACCCUAGAGGACUUUUGCCUGUAGGUUCAAAGGCAGCUGGUGGAAAGGACGAAGCUAAACCAGAAAUAGAUUACCGUGAGGAGCAGAAGUCUAAGGACACUUCGGAUGAUAAGCAUGAUUACAAUGCUUAUAAAGUAAUUCAAAUAGAUAUGCUGCACAAAAUACCCGAAGAACAUGAAUCUAGUGCAAGGAGUCAGAACAGAAGACCAGAAGAAAACUUGCACAAGAAACCAGAGGAGCCGGUUCAAAGAAGACAGGAGGAGACCGUUCAGAGAAGACCUGAGGAGCCAGUACAAAGGCGCCCUGAAGAACCAAUUCAAAGAAGGCCUGAAGAGAUAACACACAGAAGACCUGAUGAGCACAGGCAGAGAAGACCUGAUCAACCAAUGCAAAGGAGGCCUGAAGAUUAUCAAAGACAUCCUGAGGAACAAAGACGCCCCGAAGACCAUCAAAGCAGAUCUGAGGAAUCUCAUCAAAGACGACCCGAAGAAAUUUCUCAGGGAAAAGCAACACCCAAUUGGUCGGUGGACUACCAAAUCCAAAAUACAGAUCAAGUAUUUCCAACAUCUUCAAGCUCACCACUACGGAAUAGCGGACGUGUCAUUCCCGUGACUGAACCUCCCAGUCAUUAUUCCAAGGAGGAUCAUGAUCAGCCGACUGGGCCCGGAAAUUACAGAGUAAAGCAGCGCUUAAACGAAGUAACGCGACUUCAGGAUAUUCCAGAGAGUGAAUACGAUGUGGCCUUAAACGAGGCACUCACUCCGUCUUUGAACCAGGAUGCAAACCUGCCUAGUGGUUUUAUUCUUCCUCUGCAUAGACAGAUAGGUAGAGAUGCGAUUCUGCAGCCUUCAGAAGACUCUUUCAAGUUUUCGAGACCUAUUCAACAGCAGCAACAGAAAUCCUUUGUGCCAAGUCCUCCCUUUGUCCAACCAGCUGCAAUAUCGAGGAGCAACAAUGAAAGACCGAAAACUGUAUACUACAGAACUCCAGAGCCGGCACAUAUUGCAGGGAACCAGUAUAGACAACCGAGAGGACAAUGGUAUGAUUACACAGGAUAUUGAAGAUUUGGAAGAAUAGACUAAAUGAAAGGUCUUUCACCAGUAGGAAUCAGUGAAGCAGAAGGACCUUAAAAGGAAAUUUUGUGGAUUGAUUAGAAGAGAGCUGGUAAAAGGGAUGUCUAGCAAUUUAAAAAAUUGUAAUAAGAUCCAUCUGAUGCUGAAGAACAGAAGUGUCGAACUAUUUUAUGGGGUAUUCUGCUUCAGAUUUAAGACGAUAAAGAAAUGAUGACUUCUCAAAAUCAAUUUAAGUUCUCCUGCUUCUAGCCCCAAAAUUUGGCUGCUGAGAAAAACUAGUAGGAAUUCCCGAGUCAUUAAAGUAUUAUAGCAAAAGGAAAGAAUUAUUGCCAGCAGCAUUUUUUAAGACCUUGAUUCAAGUGUGAGACUUGGUGACAUAAUUGGAACAAAUAUACUCAAGAGAAUUUCUCUUGAAUGCGCUGUUUGACAUUAAGUAUUAUUUGUCUAGUUCUCAGAGAACGAUGCUUCACUCAGCAUUUUAGAGAUUAAUUUCGCAUGUGCUGUGAAUAUUUUUCUUACAAAAGAAAGUAUACAUUACGCGUGCGCAAUAUAUCUGUUUAAUUAAAGAGCACGUAUGCGCAAUUUUAUAAAAAGAAUGUAUGUUAAGAAUGCGCAAUAGAUCCUAUUGUUAAAAAACAUAGAUAAAGCAGCAUCUUUGCACGCAUUCGCAAAAGAUAGUUUUGUAUGAAUGCAUGAAUGGAAAAAAAUCGACUUCAAAUCGUCUGUGUCGUAACUAAAAUUGAAGAUAUUGUCAAUAAUCUUCUUAAGCAGAGAUUUUCUGUCAGACUAAAAUUAUUUUCUAAUAGGUUUAAGAGUAGAAUCACUUCGGAGAGAGCGUGUAACUUCGAAGGCGUUUGUACUUUUUAAUGAAACUUUGUAAAUAUACAUUGAUUCACGACUGUUUUCUGAACCCUUAUGUUAAAUUAUUCUCUGCGAGGGAUCCAACAACUGCGUCGAUCAUGUAUCAUUCCCUGGACACCACAAAUAGUGUGAAGAUUGCCACACUGAGUCUUCCGCGAGUAGACGUCCUACUUAUUGUAAAUUAUGUACCUAAUAAGAUCUUU
Belonocnema kinseyi is the source of this 4609-nucleotide messenger RNA. RefSeq names its product zinc finger CCCH domain-containing protein 13. Gene Ontology annotation, cellular component: extracellular region. Lineage: Eukaryota; Metazoa; Arthropoda; Insecta; Hymenoptera; Cynipidae. The coding region runs from base 327 to 3533 and encodes 1068 amino acids. Gene Ontology annotation, molecular function: chitin binding. The transcript is spliced from 8 exons. The record is from RefSeq and is a predicted model, not a curated record.